Messenger RNA from Empidonax traillii (willow flycatcher), 7853 nucleotides. It is a transcript of the gene IGSF10, whose product is annotated as immunoglobulin superfamily member 10. NCBI's taxonomy places the organism in Eukaryota, Metazoa, Chordata, Aves, Passeriformes, Tyrannidae. Gene Ontology annotation, molecular function: protein binding. Bases 1 to 7452 code for a protein of 2483 amino acids. The transcript has 7 exons. Gene Ontology annotation, cellular component: extracellular region. The record is from RefSeq and is a predicted model, not a curated record.
AUGGAAGCCCCGCGCAGGGGACGGGCCCGCUGGCUGGGGACCCUCCUGGCCGCCUGCCUGGCCACCCUGCCGGUCAUCAGCGCCUGUCCCCGGCCCUGCGCCUGCCACGGCCCCGCCGAGCUCCACUGCACCUUCCGCUACUUCAGCACCGUGCCCCCGCGCAUCCCCCCGGACGUGCAGCGCAUCAAUCUGGGCUACAACAGCCUGAGAAAACUGAGCCCCACAGACUUUGCUGGCCUGGAGAAACUGGAGUUACUGAUGCUGCACAGCAAUGAGAUCAGCAUGAUCCCUGAGAGGGUGUUCAGUGAUUUACGUUCACUACAGGUCUUAAAAAUGAGUUACAACAAGGUCAGGGUGCUUCAGCAGGGUGUGUUUUAUGGCCUGAAGAGCUUGGUACGGCUGCAUAUGGACCACAAUCAAAUUGAAUUUGUAAAUCCCAAUGUUUUCUAUGGACUCACUUCCCUGAGAUUGGUCCACCUGGAUGGAAAUUUACUCCAGCAGUUGCAUCCAGACACUUUUGUCACCUUCCACUAUAGCCAGAUAUUCAAAAUAUCCUUCCUGAAGCACAUCUCUUUGUCUGACAAUAUGCUGACUUCACUUCCACAAGAAAUGUUUUCCUACAUGUCCGAGCUUGAGAGCAUUUACCUGCAUGGAAACCCCUGGUCCUGUGAUUGCAGCCUGCAGGAGUUCACAGUGUGGGCACAGGAGAGACCAGAUGUUAUAAAGUGUAGAAAAGACAGAAGUUCUGGUGCCCAGCAAUGCCCAGUCUGUGCUAGUCCCAGAAAUCAUAAUGGGAAAAGCUUAACGGAUCUUCCUUCUGCAUCUGUCACCUGCAAUAAGCCAGUCAUAGACAACUCCCUGAAAUCCAGAAACCUCUCAGUGCCAGACGAUGGGGAUUUCAGUUCUGUGUCUCCCAAGGACUUCAUAGCUCCAAUAGGAUCCCUGGCUUUGAACAUAUCUGACCAAGCAGGAAAUCGAGGCAGCGUGGUUUGCAACGUCCAAAAACCUAAAGAAAUGUCUCCCAUCUCAUUUUCCCGAGAUGGCAGCAGCACAGUGCUCCAAACCUCCUUCUCAGCUGUCCUGGUGUGUGGCAUCAGUCAUGGGCACAUCCAGCAGCUGUGGAGCAUCCUGGCACUGUACAGCAAUUCUCCCUUGAAACUGGAGCAGACUGUCCGGGCGGCUGAUGUGCCUUUUGUUGGUUACAAAUAUAAACAGAUCCACACUGAAAAAGAUGAACUUUUCACCAAUAUUGAGGCUGACCUGAGGGCUGACCCAGCCUGGCUGAUGCAGAGCACAGUGGCACUGCAGCUGGACAGGACAGCGACCACGCUCAGCACGCUGCACAUCCGCUACUUCAGCCGUGCCCAGGUCAGUGUGCCCAGCACUGACAGCAACCAGGGCAGCACUAACUGGGCCAUCAUCCACAGGGACAACAGCACCCAGAGGGAGCACACUGUGCUAGUCGGGGGCACCGUGGAACUGGGGUGCCAGGCAGCUGGGGAGCCAGCUCCUGCUGUGGAGUGGAUAUUGGCCGAUGGGAGCAAAGUGCGAGCUCCUCACAUCAGCGAGGACGGGAGAAUCAUCGUCCUCAGAGCUGGAACGCUGACCUUGCGGGCGGCUGACGUGUUUGACACGGGGCUCUACCACUGCAUCGGCUCCAACAGCGACGAUGCCGACGCUCUGACGUUCAGAAUCACCGUGGUGGAUCCUCACGUGGAACACAGCAGUGUAAACGGAGCCCAGCUGCUGACAGCUGUUGGCAGCACCCUCCACCUGCCCUGCACAGCCACGGCUGCUCCGGACGCUGCCAUUGCCUGGGUGCUGCCUGAGCUCACAAUCCUUCGUCAGUCUGCAGGAAACAAACAUGUUUUUGGCAAUGGCACCUUGAGAAUACAAGGGGUGACAGAGCGAGACGGAGGGUACUUCCGAUGCAUUGCAGCCAACCCGUACGGUGUUGACCUUCUGGUUUUCCAGGUGCUAGUGAAACAGGAUGAGACCGCUCCAAAGAAAAGGCUUGGAGCUGUGGCAGAGUGGGAAGGGGGUGACGGCUCUGGCAAUGCACUGCUGGGCUCUGCUGAAGCACAGACACCUCCCUCAGCCACUCCAACCACCCUGACAGCUCCUCUGAAAUCGGCUGCAUCAGCGUCCAGCAGCCAGGGCACGCAGAGCGCACGCCAAAGGAACAGCCACGGGAAGAUGCCUCGCAGGCCCUCCAGGGACAGAACAGGCAGGCUCAGGCGGCUCAGGGGGCACAGGAGACAGUUUAUUUCCUCAGGCAGAAGAGUCGAUCCACAGCGCUGGGCAGCCUUGCUGGAGAAAACCAAGAGAAACUCAACACUGACAGACAAACGAGGAGGAGUUCCAACAGAACCACCCAUUCAGGUCCAAAAGUUCUCAGAGGUACCUGAGGAUGAGGAAACAUCUGGUGAUCUGGGAUCUCCAGAAGAGGAAUUCAUGAUGCCAGUAGCAGAGAGAGCCCCAGUACCUGCUCUGGGGAGACCAGUGGAACAUGUGAUCGCUGCAGGGCCCGAGGGCACCGUGAAGGCAGUAACUCCUCUGCCCUCUCCUCUUCCACAGUCUGUGUCACCUGGCAGCACAAGGCCACAAACAUAUCCAAAACCUACAGACUCAUGGGAAAGAUCUGACUUGAGUCAAAUAUCAGCAAAUGGUGUGAAACAAUCAACUGGAGCAAGUGGAGCAAGUGGAACAUCCACACUCUUCCCUGCUGGGCAAAGGCUGGUGUAUUCUGGGCAGCGUAAUAAACAGCAUCUAAAAUCUGCACCCACGACACCCACGACAGAAGCUACAGACACCAGUAAGGCUGUACCUCCCCAAAACACAGCUGACAAGACACAGGUUUUUACUGAGUCUAUCAGUAAAGUUUCCACCAAAACAGAUCCCCAGGUCCCUGUGGUGACAGUCAGUGCACCGAGCCCUGAGUUUGGCUCCGUUUAUUCUCAUACUGCUCAGAAAGGAGGAACCUCUAAGCCACCACUGACCUCAACUAUCACUACUCAUCAGCAAAUUCGGGUUAUCCAGGACAUUCCAACUCACACACCCCAGCUCCAGCAGCAGUAUGGAAGACGAAGGAAAGUUUCUGGUCGGAGACGAAUUGUGAGGCCAGGACAUAUCCCAGGUAUGAAAGAGCACCGAUACAAUUUUGGGAGGGCAGGGUCUGCCAGAGGAAAUACAGCUGUGGCUGCAGGUGUUCAACUGAAUAUGAAUUAUGUAUCAAAUGUAACAACUUUAAAUAAUUUAAGCAGCUCCAUCAAUUCAUUUAGCCCAGAAGCCCCCCUGUCCUCCCCCUCCACCAUGAAUUUGCCGUUGGAGCCAGUGGUUACCCAUCAAAACACAUUGUUCCUCAAGGAAGAGGAGAACGAACACAGUGCAAAGCAAAAAGCUGCUGCCACAGUCGUGUCUGUCACUACAAAGGGCACUGCUACUACUUGCAACCCUACCAGACUGUUGGGUUUGAAGUCAGCAGUCUCAUCUGUUAUUACUCCUCAAUCUGACACCAGAAUCACCAAAAGCAAAAUAUUCAGAGUGGGAGGAAGAAGAGGUCAGAGGAGGAAGAAGCCUCCUAAAGUAUCUGCAGCCCACAGCACUGCAGCCACCUCCUCCGUGAGCACAACCACCCCCGAGCUGACAGCAGGUACAUCACCAGCUGUGCCUCCGAGUCUUACACCUGCAAAACCUCUCCCUGGGAGCAUCAGCCCGGUCUCUGUGACCAAAACACCAGCACUGUGGAGCUCUGACACCCCAGAGCCACCUCAGCAUAUGUCCACAGCAGCCACACAGACACUGGUGGCCCUGGUCACACAGAGGAAUGCCCAGCUGGCCACGUCACUGCCCACUAGCCUGGCUGCUCACAGCCCCACCAUGGCACUCCAAACCACACCAGUCACAACAAGGAACACCCAGCUGACCACAGCACCACCUGUCAGUCCUGCCCAGACCUCCACCACAGCUCUCCAAAUCCCGCCGUGGCUGGGUGAGCCUCCCGGUGCUGCACGUGCCCAACCUGCUGCAGUCAGCGCCACAUCAGGGGCAGCGCCUGCUCAGCACAUCAGAGCCACUGCCACGGCAGGAAGAGAAUCCUACCUGAAAAUGGGGGAGACAGUUGUGCAGGAAAACCAGGCAGCACAGUCCACAUUCCCAGCAAGAACUGUGUCAAGGGCUCCUGCUGCACUCCCAGACAUCAGCAUUCCCAGCACUCAGCAUCCCACCCCUCAGCCAGCCCCGACGGCAGCUGUGCCACUUGCACCUACUGUGAGAGCCCACCUGCCUCCACGGGAGGAUGUCCAGUUCUGGCCCCAGCCACCUACCAAAGGCACGGAGAGGGACAACACGCUGACUGUCAGGACACCGACCACUCCAAAGUCCUCACAGACUGCAGCUCCGCGGGGAAGGGACAGGGACAGCUCUGUCAGAGGCUGGUCUGAAUGGAGACAAGAUCAAGAAACCACCACCACCCCCAGUCCCUUCGCCUUGGGCUCUGCAAGCAAAAACCAUUUUGCAAAGCCCAGAAUAGCUGGAGGGAAAUUGGCUGCUUUCACUGUGCUGGCAAAUUCUGAUGCUUUUAUUCCUUGUGAAGCUACUGGGAACCCCCGUCCAACAAUACAGUGGACCAAGAUCCCAUCAGGGGCUCAGGCUGCGGGGCGCGGCGGUGCCGGCAGGUGGGUGGUGUUUGCCAACGGGACGCUGUCCAUGGCCCAGGUGGGCCUGGGGGACGGCGGGCAGUACCUGUGCACCGCGGCCAACGCUCUGGGCACGGCACAGCUCCUGGUCACCCUGUCGGUGCUGGCCUACUCGCCCCGCAUCGCCGGCAGCCGCCACCGGCUGCUCACCGCGCACUCCGGCAACACCGUGGCGGUGCCGUGCAAGGCCGAGGGCAGGCCCCCUCCCACCAUCUCCUGGGUUCUGGCAAAUAAAACCCACCUCUCCGGCUCCUCCGCGGGGAACGACAGAGCUCACGUGGAAGCGGAUGGCACGUUGGUUAUCCGGGGGGUCACUGUGUACGACAGGGGCCUCUACACCUGCCUGGCCAAAAACCCUGCGGGCACCGACACGCUGGCCCUCAAGCUGCAGGUCGUUGUGGCCCCUCCCACCAUUCUGGAGGAGAAGAGACAAAGCGUGGAAGGAAAGAUGGGGGAAAGCCUAGAAUUCCCUUGCACAGUGCAAGGGAAGCCUCAGCCCACCGUCCACUGGGUCCUCCCCGAUGGCACGGCCGUGAAGCCUCUGCAGUUGGUACACACGAGGCUGUUCCUGUUCUCCAAUGGCACCCUCCACCUGGGCAGCAUCGGCCCUUCCCACAGCGGGAACUACGAGUGCAUAGCCACGAGCUCCAGCGGCUCGGACAGGAGGGUGGUCAGCCUCGUGGUGGAGCACAGGGACACGCUCCCAAAAAUAGCCAUCGCCUCUAAAGAACAGACUCACCUGAAUUACGGAGAUAAAUUGCUUCUGAACUGCACAGCAACUGGGGAGCCCAAGCCCAGGGUCAUGUGGAGGUUGCCUUCCAAGGCUGUUGUGGACCAGUGGCACAGAAUGGGAAGUCGGAUCCGUGUCUACCCCAACGGAUCCCUGGCUAUUGAGGCAGUUACUGAAAAGGAUGCAGGUGAUUAUCUGUGUGUCGCAAGAAACAGAAUUGGGGAUGAUCUGCUACUGAUGAAAGUCAGCAUCACAAUGAAACCAGCCAAGAUUGACCAUAAGCAGCACUUCAAGAAACUGGUGCCAUACGGCAAGGAUUUCAGAGUGGACUGCAAGGCCUCAGGGUCGCCCACACCAGAGAUAUCUUGGGGUCUGCCAGACGGAACGCUGGUCAACAACGCGAUGCUGGCGGAUGACAGCGGGCACAGGUCCCGCAGGUACAUCCUCUUUGACAACGGGACUCUGUACCUCAACAAAGCUGGAGUGACAGAAGGAGGAGAUUACACCUGCUAUGCCCAAAACACUCUGGGGAGGGAUGAGAUGAAGAUCCGUGUCAUGGUCAUCGUGGCAGCCCCUCGGAUAAAGCACAAUUACAAGACGUAUGUUACAGUGUCAGCUGGGCACACGGCACUGCUGGACUGUGAAGCUGCUGGAGAUCCCAGGCCACAGAUAUUCUGGUUGCUGCCUUCCACUGAGAUGAUCUCCUCGUCCACAGACAGACACUCCCUGCACACCAACGGCUCUCUCUCCAUCAGCCACACCAGACUGCUGGAUGCUGGGGAGUACAUGUGUGUGGCUCGGAACCCUGGUGGGGAUGACACCAAACUGUAUAAGCUGGAUGUGGCUGGUAAACCCCCCAUCAUAAACGGUUUAUACAGGAACAAAACAAUCAUGAAGGUGACAGCAGUGAGGCACUCAAAGAAACACAUUGACUGCCGGGCAGAGGGGACACCUCCCCCUCAGAUUAUGUGGAUCAUGCCCGAUAACAUUUUCCUCACAGCCCCAUAUUACGGGAGCAGGAUCACGGUGCAUGAAAACGGGACGCUUGAGAUUCGGAAUAUCAGGCCUUCGGACACGGCGGAUUUUAUCUGUGUGGCACGGAACGAUGCGGGAGAGAGCGUGCUGGUGGUGCAGCUGGAGGUCACGGAAAUGCUACGGCGACCGAUGUUCAAAAACCCAUUCAACGAAAAAAUUAUAGCAAAACCUGGGAAAACUACCACACUGAACUGCUCUGUGGAUGGAAACCCUCCCCCAGACGUAAGCUGGAUGCUGCCCAAUGGCACGUGGUUUUCCAGCGGCAUCAGCACGCCCCAGUUUCUCACGGGAAGCAACGGGACCCUGACCAUCUACAAUCCCAGGAGAGACCAAGCGGGGCGGUACCGCUGCGCUGCCCGCAACAAGGUGGGCUAUAUCGAAAAGCUGAUCAUCCUGGAGGUUGCCCAGAAGCCCCAUAUCCUCAGCCACCCCGUGGGGCUGGUGAAGGGCGUCAGCGGGGAGCCGCUGUCACUCCACUGCCUGGCCGAGGGGAGCCCCAAGCCCAGCACGGCGUGGACGCUGCCGGGGGGCCGCGUGCUGGACCGGCCGCAGGUCAGCGGGAGGUUCCUGCUGCUGGAGAACGGCACGCUGCUCAUUCGGGAGGCCACGGCCCACGACGGGGGCGAUUACGUGUGCAGGGCCCGCAACGCCGCCGGAGACUCCUCCGUGACCGUGGCCGUCACCGUCACAGCCUACGCCCCGCGGAUCACGGGCAGGCCCCCGCCCGCCCUGCACACGCUGCCGGGGGCUGCAGUCCAGCUGCACUGCACGGCGCUGGGCAUACCCAAACCAGACAUCACCUGGGAGUUACCUGACCGCUCCAUCCUCUCCACAGCCCACCAGGGCCGAGGAUCGGGGGGCGAGCUGCUCCACCCCACGGGCACUUUGUUCCUCCAGAAUCUCCGACCUUCCCACUCCGGCAUGUACAAGUGCACGGCGAGGAACCCCCUCGGCAGUGACUUCGCAGUAACAUAUGUCCACGUCAUCUGAAGUCAGAAAUGCAGCAGGAGUGAUGGUGAACACGGGCUGCAGCUGGACUGAGGUCAUCCUUGGAAUGAGUCUAAUCAAAGGCAGCCAAAGGCAUGUGAGUGCCUGAAAACACUUACAGUGUUCAGUCUGCAGUGACUGGGCAAAAGGAGAGAGGAAGGGGAAAAUUAGCUCUAGCAUUAUUAGCUAGCAUUGGUUCUCUCCACGUUCAAGGGAUUUAAAGCAAACUCUGCCAGCAAACAUAGACUAUCAAACACAAUUUACUUUCUGGAAAUGUACACAGAGAGCUCCUGUAUGGACAGAAUUAUUCAUAUCAGUUCAAUACUGCCCACCUGGAAUGACUGUCAUAAGCACAGAUCACAGAGGGCACGAACAUCUGGGAACUAAAGAGCAGGUUUAUUGGG